Messenger RNA from Dovyalis caffra, 1785 nucleotides. Lineage: Eukaryota; Viridiplantae; Streptophyta; Magnoliopsida; Malpighiales; Salicaceae. The record is from the annotation of a GenBank genome assembly.
AUGGGGGUGAAAGUUGCUACAACUACAUGUUUUCAAUGGUCCCAGCCAAUAAUUCAUCAUUCACCAUCUUCCUCUCAAACUCUAGCCUCUGCAAUUUCAUCUCCAUCUUCAAAACGACAGCGUCGUUUCGAUGGAGCUGGAGGUGGUAUGCUCGCGUGUAGAUACGUACAGAGACUAGACCGAUGUGCUCUGUUUGGAACUCCAUUAACAACGAAGAUACAGAGGACUCGUUCUUGCGAGUUUCAGAAAUCAAGAGGUCAGACUAUAAAAAGAGCUAGCAGUGCUAGCUUGGAUGCCUUUUCUGACGAAGAAUUUUCCAAGAAAAUUCAAGAAUUGGCUCACAGACUCCAGCUUUCUGACGAUGAUGACAAUAGCAGUGACGCAGGGGAUUCGGAAUCAGAGAUUCUUUCUCAUUCUGGAGAAGACUUUGGCGGUAUUAAUGGCGGCGGCAUUUAUAAUAACUGUAUGAGUGAUGAUUCGUCAAAUCUAGUGCAGGAACAAAGGCAGUUUCCUUUGGAUUCAGUGGAGCUUCCGUGGCCAGAAAUCCGGCAAGAGCCACCGGAUUGGUCAGGGAAUGAUGAUAUAAUUCCAGCAAGUAUUGAACGGAAGGCGAAUAGUGUUGAUCUUCCGCUCUCGCUUCGAAUGAUAAAGAGAAAGAUGCAAUGGCAAGAAGGGUUCAGAGAAGCAGGGGAAUCCGCUUAUUGUUCAGUGAAGAAGGCGUUUUCUUCUAUGGUGUUUAUAAUUCGAGAACUUCAUAGUCAUAGUUUGCAAAUGAGAGAAUUUCUAUUCACUGAAGAUUUGCAAGGCAUUAUUGUUCGUGUGCAGAAAGAAAUGCAUGCUUCUUUUGUUUGGUUGUUUCAGCAAGUGUUCUCACAUACACCUACCCUUAUGGUGUAUGUGAUGAUUCUCCUUGCAAACUUUACUGUAUAUUCCAUGGCCAAUAACACUGCACUUGCAGCUCCACCGAAUGCAGGGUCUUAUGCAGCUACAACAGAGAGUAUAUCUGUUGUUGAGAUCCAAGACCAAAAGAAUCAAAAGUUUGAUUCUUCAUCAGUAAAGACGUUUUUGGCAUCAUCUUCAAGUGGUAAAACAACUGCAAUUGGGGGCAAUAAUGGGGGUGGUGGAAAGGUCCGAUCAGCUGCCAGUGGCACCGAAGGCGAUGGAUGGUUCGAUCAGUCGAACCAAUUUAGAACAAUUCUCCCUGAUGGGGCUUCUCAAUUGCCAUCUUUAGGGACAUCAAGAGAGGCAGAGUCAGUAUCAGAGCAAGCGAGUAGAGAAGAGGACUUGAGUCUAUGGAAUUCAAUUGUGGAGGAAGCUUCAAAAAUGCAAUCUUCAUCGAGAGACGAAUCUCUUGAUCAUGAAACCAUGCAGAGAUUUGUUUCACCUAUUAACGCCAAGAUUGAGGCAGAUGAUUAUGCAGAGUAUUUUAGAACAGAUUUACUAUAUCAGAUGGGAUUGUCUCAAGACCCUAACAAUCCUCUCCUCCUUGCCAAUUAUGCUCAAUUCCUCUACACGGUUGUCCACGAUUAUGACAGAGCAGAGGAAUACUUUAAGAAAGCAACAGGGGUGGAGCCACCAGAUGCAGAGGCGUACAGCAAGUACGCAAGCUUUCUAUGGCAUGCGAGGAAGGACUUGUGGGCAGCUGAGGAAACUUUCUUAGAAGCCAUUUCUGCUGACCCUGCAAACUCUUAUUAUGCUGCUAAUUAUGCUCAUUUUCUUUGGAACACUGGUGGAGAGGACACGUGUUUCCCUCUUAGCACCCCAGAUAAUGCCCAAGAAGUUUAA